GGGCCCUCAUGCGGCCCUUGUCCGUCAUCAGUCCUUCUCGCUAUAGCACUUCAGCAGGCCUUGUCGCCUUUCUUAUCAUCUUUGUAUGAGUAUUCCCUUGCGCGUACGACGCCAGUCCGCCGCAGCACCACCAGAACUCUUUGGCGAUGAGAUUCAACAUGUCCUGUCACAUGCCUCGGAGCAUCACUACCCGACAAGCAAGCCCAACAUUCUCGCCAAGAUCACCACUGCAACGGAGGAUGUCGAUGUCUAUAACCGCUUCAGCAAGCGCAGAAAGACAAUAUUGACAACGGCUGUCGCGUUUUGUUCGCUUUGUUCACCAUUCAGUACAACUUGCAUUUUCUCAGCCGUUCCAGAGAUUGCAGCGCAAUUUGGAACCACGGGUACAGUCAUCAACAUCACGAGCACGGCCUAUUUGCUAUGUAUGGCCAUUGCGCCGCUCUGGUGGGGUCCCAUGUCACAGGUGUAUGGUCGCAAACCCAUCUACACCGCCGCAGCGCUAGGUUACACGGUCGGCUCGAUGGGCACUGCACUCUCCAAAAACCUCGCGACGUUUGUGGUCUUUCGUUGUGUUUGUGCCCUGUUUGGGUCAGCGCUCAUGGCAUGUGGUGCAGGCAUCAUUGCAGACAUGUAUGAACCGCGUAGUCGUGGUACAGCCAUGGGUUACUACCUCUCUGGCACUGUCAUUGGUCCUGCUCUCGGCCCAUUCAUCGCAGGACUCAUCAUCAAUUGGCGACCUUGGCCUGAUGUCUUUUGGUUUACUGUUGGGCUUGGUGGUGUUGCGCUUCUCUUAUGCUUGUUUGUGUUGCCAGAGACGUCGCAUCACCGCAUUCACGAUGACUUGCGGAAGGAGCAAGGUCAUUUUGUGGUUGUUUGGGUGAAUCCCCUCAAACCACUUUGUCUAUUCAUCUACCCCAACAUUGCCCUUGUGGGACUCGUGAGCUCCUUUGUGCUCUGGAUGAUGUAUAGUCUCCUGACGCCCAUUCGCUAUGUCAUCAAUCCACGAUUCGGUAUCACAUCACCAGCACUCUCAGGUCUCUUCAAUCUCGCUCCUGGCUUUGGCUAUCUGGUGGGAACGUUUGUCGGUGGCCGAUUUGCAGACUAUGAAGUACGCAAAUGGGUACGGAUACGUGGCAGACGCGUCCCUGAAGACCGACUACGCAGUGCUAUCUGGGUGCUUCUGCUCGUAUUGCCAGGCACGGCACUCAUCUAUGGUUGGUCCAUUGAUCAACGCAAGGGAGGUAUCGCAGUCCCUGUCAUUGCCAUGUUUUUCAAUGGUAUUGCUCAGCUUGUAUUGUUUACGUGCGUGAACACGUAUUGUGUCGAUUGCAUGCAAGAACGCUCAACAGAAGUGGUUGGUGCGAAUUAUUCCAUUCGCUAUGUAUUUGCAGCGACGGCGAGUGCUGUCAUUCUACCGCUCAUUGAUGCGGUCGGUGUUGGGUGGGCGAAUACUCUCGCUGCCGCCUUACUUGUACUGUCUGGUGUGUUUACCAUACUAGUGGUCAAGUUUGGUGAGAGGUGGAGGCUGGGUGUGGAUGAAUGGAUCAAGUCACGUUCAACUACAACAAACCCUCUGGAUGUCGUCAAGGAUUCUGCGUAAAAAUGUACUUGUAGACGAAUAGUACAAUGCGAUGUCAUCUGAAUCAGCUCGGCCCGAUAUGAACCUUCAUUCGCGAACUUUUCGGGAGACCCUCCAGCUCAUGCAGACCUCGGUCCAUAAUGGACUCUCCAACGCUCAGUAUGCUCGGUUCGACUUAGACAGCUAUA
Messenger RNA from Protomyces lactucae-debilis, 1767 nucleotides. Its product is annotated as major facilitator superfamily domain-containing protein. Bases 86 to 1600 code for a protein of 504 amino acids. The record is from RefSeq and is a predicted model, not a curated record. Gene Ontology annotation, molecular function: transmembrane transporter activity. The transcript has a single exon. NCBI's taxonomy places the organism in Eukaryota, Fungi, Ascomycota, Taphrinomycetes, Taphrinales, Protomycetaceae. Gene Ontology annotation, biological process: transmembrane transport.